AUGGCCGGAGCCAGGGAGGAGGGGAGGGGAGGGCAGGCCGAGGGGAGGGUCGCCCCGAAUCGUUCGGCCCUCGGUGUCCGGACCCCUUCUCAGCUCCCGCCGCCGCCGCCUCCUCCUCCUCCUCUUCCGCGGGGGGUCAUGGGCCUGCCUCCCUCGCCGCCGCCUCUGCUGCUGCCGCCGGUGCUGCCGCCCCAGCCUCCCUUGGUCCCUGCCUCCCUCCGGAGCUCGCAGCGGGAGAGAUCCGGUGCUAAUCCGCCACUUCCGGGCGGGCCCUUCUCUUCUUCGCUUGCCCCUCGGGAGCUCGACCGCGGAGAGAGCACCGCUUGGCCCUUUCGCCCUUCGGAGGGAAGUCCAGGCGGGGAGACCUUGAGCUCGGGGUCCGACUGUCCGGCGCCGCCCGAGGCCUUGCUCCUGUCCAGCGGUCCCUGCGCCAGGAGGGCCAGGAAAGCACAAACACCCGUGUCAGAGAGCAUUCUCACGUGCAGGAGGCCGAGGGGAUUUCAGGACAGGCCUCCUAGCCCCCUCCAGCUGGGCUGCAGCCCCUCUGCAGAAUUAAUCCGGUUUGAUACCGCCGUGGCUCAAUGCAAUGGCCUACUGGGAUUUAUAUUUUGGGACCAGACGCGGAGCCUUCUUGGGGAGAUGUCUGUCACAACAAGCGACAAGCCCCAGGUGCAAGAUCCCAAAUUAAAUACAAAUGUCGCCUCUUUGCUGAGGAAGGGCCAGUGGGACUGGACUGCUUGCAAGGCCUAUUUCAUCCUCCUUGGCUGA
Sceloporus undulatus (fence lizard) is the source of this 768-nucleotide messenger RNA. Its product is annotated as formin-like protein 3. Bases 1 to 768 code for a protein of 255 amino acids. The transcript has 4 exons. NCBI's taxonomy places the organism in Eukaryota, Metazoa, Chordata, Lepidosauria, Squamata, Phrynosomatidae. The record is from RefSeq and is a predicted model, not a curated record.